Molecule: messenger RNA, 3798 nt
Organism: Plodia interpunctella (Indianmeal moth)
Lineage: Eukaryota; Metazoa; Arthropoda; Insecta; Lepidoptera; Pyralidae
Product: hemicentin-2-like
Exons: 19
Coding region: 258-2648 (796 amino acids)
Source: RefSeq, a predicted model, not a curated record
GCGGAAUCGGACGGCAAAGGGGGUGGUCGUUUCGUCCUCUGUCGCUCCCAUUUGUUCCCGAUCGUAAAACAACUUUUCGAAAAGUGAAUUUUAUGAAACUUAAUAUUUAUUGUGUGAUUUUUUUGUGAAGUUACAAUGAACUCUGGAUUUUGAUAAUGUGAUUGGACAAUUACGUUGGAAGUAACAAUGCCUUAGUGACAGUCACGGGAAAAUAAAUAAAAAUCGAUCGCAAAAUGGCCGCCCGAUAACUGUACAAAAUGGGGGACAGAAUUGGCGGGAAGACCAUCGGCGUCCUAAUUCUGAGUGUUUUUGUGAACCACGUCAUCUGUCAAGCAUGGACAGAGCAAAAUGAGGAUUUUGUUCCGAAAAGAGUGGAGAGUGUACCAGAUUCCGACUUUGUUCCAGUUUCCACCAUGGACGUGGAGGCGGUGGUGGGGAGGACCGCCUCCCUUCCCUGCGACAUCGAACCUGACACCAACGAAGACAGAGUCUAUAUGGUGCUCUGGUUCCGGCACGCUGGUGGAAAGCCGCUUUAUAGUUUUGACGUGCGCGGCCGCAGUUUCAACAAGGCACUUCAUUGGUCUGACCCCCUGGCCUUCGGGAGACGAGCCUACUUCGUGACGAUGUCCCGGCCCUCGUCCCUCACAGUGGACGCCGUCCAGUUGGACGACGAGGGCAUCUACAGAUGUCGUGUGGACUUCAAGAAUUCACCCACGAGAAACUUCCAAAUUCGUCUCAAUGUUGUUGUGCCCCCGCACCAACUCCUUCUAUACGACGAGGCGGGCCGAGACGUGGCAGGCGUUGUGGGACCUUUAGAAGAAGGUGGCAAUUUCUCUCUACUCUGUGAGCUUAGAGGAGGUCGUCCCCAACCUACCCUAACAUGGCUCAUCAACAACAAGCAGCUCGACGACCACACGAUACUGAAGAAUGAUGGGAAGGUGAUCAUCAGCAGGAUCGCUGUGGGCGCAGUGGACAGGAGCUGGCUGAACACAAGCAUCAGGUGUCAGGCUACCAACACGCCGCUGCUUAGCCCGAGCGAGAGAGCUGCCAGGGUCGAGAUGAGAUUACGCCCCACAUCAGUGAUGAUCACGAACAAGCCAGUCAAGAUGUCUGCUGAUGUGGAAACUACCUUGAUCUGCGUAUCCCACGGGAGUAGACCACCAGCUCAGAUCACGUGGUACAGGGAGAACAGAGUUUAUACCAGGGGAAAGGACAACAUAUUCACGAACGAGACGACCACAAUAAGUCGUCUAACGAUGCUUCCCCAGCCAGAAGAUGAUGGAGCCAUGAUACGUUGCCGAGCCGACAACCCAGUGCUGUCUGUUGCGUUGGAGGACGCCUUAAGGAUGACUGUAGUUUACAAGCCGGUGCUGACCAUGUCACUGGGCAGCACGCUCAACCCCAACGACAUAAAGGAAGGGGAUGACGUGUACUUCGAGUGCAAUAUUAAAGCGAACCCCAAGGAACAUCGAAUCUCCUGGUAUCAUAACGACAUCCAAGUGAGCCAGAACAUGUCAUCGGGUAUCUUCAUCAGCACCAAGUCGCUGGUCCUCCAGAGGGUCGCCAGAAGAGACGGAGGACUGUACACAUGCAAAGCUGCCAACCAGAUGGGCGAAUCGAGUAGUCAGACAGUCUACCUCAGGGUUCAAUAUGCCCCAGUGUGCGCGCAGCCUACGCCAUUACUGAUCGGCGCAAGAUUAGACGAACCGCUGCGCGUGCGCUGCACGGUGAGCGCGGAUCCCGCUGACGUCACCUUUUAUUGGCAGUUCAACAACAGCGGCGAGAGUUUCCAGGUUUCUCCUGCCAGAUACGUGUCCACUGGUGGUACAGCGAGCGAGUUGAGGUACCGUGCUGCGAGUGAGAGAGACUACGGCGCACUACUCUGCAGGGCUACCAACACUGUGGGCAGACAGAAACGACCAUGCGUCUUUCAAAUAGUACCGGCUGCCCGCCCCUCACCCCCUCGCAACUGCACCACCGCGCGCGUCGUCCGUCACAGCGAAGCUUACCUCACGGUGCGGUGUACAGCUGGUUAUGAUGGUGGGUUGAGUCAGCACUUCACACUGGACGCUCUCGGAGACACUAGCAGGGUGCUCGUCAACAGUUCCGCUGGAUAUCUUGAUCUGACAGUAUGGUUAAACGUGAGCUGGUCAGUCCUGGAGACGCUGUCGGAGGACGAAAUCCUCGCUGUGACAGCCAGGAACAGCAAGGGAGCUUCCGAGCCUGUACUGCUGAGGGAGCUGGUGUUCAGAGAUGCUGCUAAACAUGUUGAGAGCACAGAACAUGAAAGCAGCAGGUUUCCAGCAGCCGCAGCCUUGGCCGGUCUAGCAGCUGUCAUCACCGCUGCUGGAGCCAUCAUUGCACUUGUUUUGAGGAGACGUAACGAUAACUCGUCAACCAGCAAAAGGCCGUCACAGAGCGUGGUCCAAGUGGACGCACAAGGCAGGAGGUACCUCAUCGCGUAUCCAGCGCCUGCCGACAAACUGGAGACCAAGCCUGACAUACUCAACCCUAAACCUGACAGCGAGCCUCCUCGCGUGGUCCUGGAGUCAAGUGACAACAAGACCUUCACCAUCAGAGAAGCAGGCAAGGAGGGCAUAUCCUACAACCCUCCCGUCACAGAUAAUGAAAUGAUGCCGCAGAGAUAGCAGAAAGAUCUGGACGGUGUAAAUACGAUAUUAUUGUAAAUUCCCCCAUGCCAACAAUGUAUGUUUAAGUAUUCGAAUGUACAGUCUGUUUCUUUAUAAACGGAAAAAUAACCUCAAAUGAUGUUUUUGAAAAUUAUGAUGAUCAAAAAUACGACGGAUCCUAGGCCGAGAGAGAGAGAGAGAGAGGUGAUAAAAAAUCCUUUUUUUAUUAUUAUUUGCAGUUAAAUUACUCCUAGCAUAUAAUUUCCCUGAUAAACUUUUAUGUAUUAGAGGAAAUAAAUGAAUAUGUGACAAAUAAAAACAGUCGUCUCACUAGUUUGGUCAUACAUUUCAAAUAUAGAACACUUUAGAACAUUUCCGAAUCAUAGAAAAACAUAUCACUGUAUAAAUCAUACUUACAAUUGCUGUCAACGAAUUUGUGCGAGCGAGACGAGAAUAUAUACACCGGCCGAUUUUUCGACCUCGUUAGAAACAUACUAUAGGUGACAUUCUUCCAUAUCAGUUAAGAAAUGAAAUUGAGUGGAUAUAUUUAGUAUUUUAUUGUUUACUAGCAAAUAUUCUUUAAAAAUUGAAAAAAAUACUAAAUUUUUUAAUGACUUCAAUUUAAUUUUACUAAAUUAAUUAACUCGAUGUAAAAUUAUGUAAUGUAUUACAGAAGAAAAAAAAAUCAAUAUUGGACACUAUGUAUAUCUAUAGGCUAUGAAAAAAUUUAACACCAUACAGUUUACAUAUUUUUUUUAAUGAAAGCUUUACAAAAAAUAUUGCGUCCCAUUUUUUUUUAGUGCAUAAAAAUGUUAUAUAUAAUUUAAUUAAAUGAAAAUAUAUAAAUUUUGUUACAAUUUCAGAUCUAUACUGUACAUAUACUGUUAAAUGCCUAAAUUAUAUUAUAGAAGACAUUAAAAAUAAUGAUAAAGUAUAAAAGCUGGAAGCUCAAGCUUUUUCUAAAAGUUUAUUUUAAGAUUAUAUCAAUAAGGCUACUAACAGGCUACUUUGGCAUCAAAUUGUUAAAUGGUAUAAUAAAUAUAUAUAAAAAGAUCGCAUACAACACGCCUUAAUGACAUAAUCUAAAUGUACUGAAAUUUGUAUCAUAGAAAAUAAACAUUGUAUGAUAUUUUAAUGUAAAUUAUAUUAUUAAUAAAAUAAACGUUGA